Molecule: messenger RNA, 3534 nt
Organism: Pseudozyma flocculosa PF-1
Lineage: Eukaryota; Fungi; Basidiomycota; Ustilaginomycetes; Ustilaginales; Ustilaginaceae
Exons: 6
Coding region: 1-3534 (1177 amino acids)
Source: RefSeq, a predicted model, not a curated record
AUGGCGAAUCGCCCCGUCGCCCUCGCCGGCUACGAUGCGACGUCGGCCUACGACUCGACCACCGACCAGAGCACCUUUCCGCCGCCCAACCCAAAGGGCGACCUCACCGGCCUCGACACCGAACCCAGCAUCCAGCUCAAUCUACCACCUGCCCCUGCCCUCUCCCACGUCACCCAGAGGAGGAAGCCCAGCCUGGCACGCAGGGCUACCGCCGGAGCGUCCGACCUGCCCGACCCAUCAGCCCGAGCGGCCGGCGACGAUGCGGCGCUGCAGACACCCGCCCAGCCCCGCGUGUCGGCCGCCGGCGCCGCCGGACCCUCGCGCAACGCGGUCAGCGCCAGGGAACCCCCAUCGACGCAGCGCAAAGAGGAUCCGAGGCGGAGGUACGGCGUCAGGAUCGCCGACGACGACACGCUCGAUGACGUCGAAGACAGCCUCGAGGCCAGCGGCGAGGCCGAGCUACGAAAGAUGCAGGCCGAUCUGUCCGAGGGCAUCGACUCGAUGGUCGCCUCGCCCCACAACAGCAACAACAACAACAACAACGACUCGGGCCAGUGGGGCUCGCGCGCCAUGCGUAGGAGGUCGGCCGCGGGAGUCUCGAUGAAGUCGGCCCAGGAAAAGAUCAACGGCCUCACCCAGGAGCGCGACGAGCUCAAGAUUGUCGUCGACCUGCUCCGCGAAAAGGUCUCGCUCGACGACCGCCUGGCCGAGCUCAUUGUGCUCAAAAAGGAGAAGCUGGCCUACACCAACAAGAUGAUCGCCCAGCAGGCCAUGCUCAAGCAGCAGGACCGCGCCAUCAAGCUGCUCCACAAGGAGCAGCAAGCGUGGAACGGCCGCGACCCGGUGCAGGUCGAGCAGCAGAUCGCCGAGCUCGAGGCGCAGCUGCGCGCGGCCAACACGAGGGCCGAGGACGAGAGGCGCGACCGCAUCCGAGCCGAAGAGGAGCUCGACUUUAUCAAGCGACGCGGCGAUCACACUCACGGCGACGCAUCCGCCAGCAGGGGCAUGGGCGGUGGCGGCGGCGGCGGCGGCGGCGGGGAGGCCGCGCGGCUGAGGGACGAGCUCGAUGCGCUCAAGGAGGACCACGCCGACGAGAAGUACGAGCUGCGGCGCGAGCGGGACGCCGCAUACGAAGAGGCCGACGCGAUGCGGGCCGAGCUGGAGCGGCUGCGCGGCCAGUCGGGCGGCGCGGGUGGCGGCGCCGACGACAGCCGCGCCUCGCAGCGGGAGCGGGGCUUCCACCGCGAAAUUGACGAGCUCGAGCAGCAGCUGACGGCGCAGCGGGCGCAGAAUGAAAAGAUGCAGGAGCGGCAGGCGCAGCUGCACGCCGAGAUCGAGGCGCACAAGGACGAGGUCUACGAGCUGCGCUCGUCGGAGGAGGCGCUGCAGCGCGAACUCGAGGUGGCAAAGCAGAGCCUCGAACAUGCCAACAUGACACAGGAGGACGACCUGAUCCGCUUCCAAGAGGCCGAGCAGAUGGCCGCCGAACGCUAUCAGGAGCAAAUCGACAAGCUGCGCGACUCGCUCACCGCCGCCCAGCUGCAGAUCGACGAAAAAGAGGCCGAGUCCGAGAAGCUCGAGCAGGAGCUGCAAGAGCAGGUCGCCAAGGUCGCCGACCUCGAGUACGAGCUGCGCCAGGCCGAGACGCUCCUUGACGAGCAGAAAGCUCAAAUCGAAGGCGUCGAGGCCGAGGCCGACGAGCUCGAUCGCCAGCUACAGGUCUACCGGGAAGAGGCGGAUACCUUCAAGGCUGAGCUCGACCUCGCUGCCAAGGAGCUCGAGACCAAGGACGCCGAACUCGCCGAGACCAACAAAGAGAUGCAGGAGCUGUCCAACCGCAACAUGGCCCUCGAGGAGGGGCUCGAGGCGCGCGGCGAAGAGAUCAAGCGGCUGGACGAGGAGCUCGUCAAGGUCGAGGACGCGCUUCAGCAGGCCAACGAGAAGCACGACCGGCACGCGGGCGUGCUCAAGGAGAAGCUGGCCAACAGCGGGCUCGAGCUGAGCGAGGCGCAGAGCCAGCUCGAGGCGGCGCUCAACGAGGUCGACGCGGCGCGCGACGAGGCCGACGCCUACGCCAGGGACGUCGAGGAGCUGACCAACGAAAAGGCGCGCCUCGAGGAGCUCGUCCACAAGCUCGACUCCAAGAUCUCCGACGUCGUCGAGGACCUCAAGGCCGAGGAGAGGGCGCUCGACGAUGCCAACGCCGAGUGGGAGCGCAAGCUCGACUCGGCCGAGGAGCGCCUCAACCGCAUCAUCGACGAAAAGGAGGAGAACCUGGCGUCGCUCGAGCAGGAGCUGGGCCAGCUCGAAAGGGACCUGGCGACGAGCAAACAAGACGUCCAGAACCUCCAGGAUGCGCUGCGGGCCAAGGAAAACGAGAGCUUCCGCAUGGGACAGAGCCAGGCCAACGACAAGUACUCGCUCGAGCUCGAGAUCGACCGGCUCAAGCGCGACCUGGCGCGGUGCGAGGCGGACCUCGAGCGGGCGCGCAAGGAGAUCGACCGCAAGGACGACGCGCUGCGCGAGAAGGAGGACGCGCUGGCCCGGCUGCAAGACGAGCAGCGAGAGCUGGCGGGAAAGCUGGCCUCGGAGACGCAGGGGCGGAUGGGCCUCAACGAGCGCUUCGAGGCGCAGCAGCGCACGCUGGCCGACGAGCGCAAGGAGCUCGACGCCGCGCGCGCCCGCGUCGAGGAGCUGGAGCGCGAGCUCAACGACGGCGAGCGCGCCACGCUGCAGUCGGAGCAGGACACCAAAAACGCCCUGACGGAGCGCAACACGCUGCUCCUCACCAUCUACCAGUACAUGGGCAAGAUCCUCGUCGGCAGCGAGAGCACCUCGACACCGCGCAAGAAGGAGGCCGACGUCAAGCCCUUUACCAACUUUGAGGUGUUCCACAACAGCCUCAUUGCGCGGCUGCGCAAGAUCUCCGACAUCCAGCUCAGCUUUGAGCAGCGCGCCAAGGACCUCGAAGGCAAGCUGAUGGAGAAGUUUACCGCUCUGAAGCGGCAGCAGGACUCUCGAUUCAGGCAGAUUGACCGGUUCGAGGUGUCGAUCAAGAAUGCGACGGACAAGCAGCUGCAGUGGCGGCAGCGUGUGGUGUCCAAGCAGAGCGAGGUCGACGCGGUCAAGGCGACGAAUGCCGAGCUGCAGCAGCAGCUGUCGUCGCUGCGGACGCGCGCCUCGCUGUCGACGCCGGGCGACAACUCGAAGCUGACUGCGCUCACGACGCGGGCCAACAAUGCCGAGCGGCGGCUGCACGCCGCGCAGAACCAGGCGACGCAGGCCGAGGAGCGGCUGGCCGAGGCCAAGAUCAAGUACGGCGAGGGCGAGGGCAAGUGGGCGGCGCGGAUCAAGGAGCUCGAGCUGCGCGUCAAGGCGGCCGAGGAGCGCGUCAAGCGCGAGCGCCAGGGCGCAAAGGAGCGCGUAUCGGAGCUCACCGAGCAGAUGCGGCGGCUCGAGAGGGAGCUGCAGGGAGCGCACAAGAGGAACAAGCAGCUCGGCGAGAUCCAAGACGCCGUCGAGCACAUCCAGUAG